This is a messenger RNA of Morus notabilis, 1654 nucleotides long. RefSeq names its product bZIP transcription factor 12. Gene Ontology annotation, cellular component: nucleus. The record is from RefSeq and is a predicted model, not a curated record. Gene Ontology annotation, biological process: positive regulation of DNA-templated transcription. The coding region runs from base 289 to 1233 and encodes 314 amino acids. Gene Ontology annotation, molecular function: DNA-binding transcription factor activity. The transcript is spliced from 4 exons. NCBI's taxonomy places the organism in Eukaryota, Viridiplantae, Streptophyta, Magnoliopsida, Rosales, Moraceae.
UUUUAAUCCGACCGGGCAAAUCCUCUUACCUCUUUUUUGCGAAAAAUCCGACACAAAACACAGAGAGAGCACAGAAUACAACAACAUGCUACAAUCCUCCCUCAGUUUUUAAUGGAUAUUUUGUACAAAGAGAAAGAGAGAGAGAAAAAAGAGAGUUGAAAAACCAAACCAGACGAAAGAGAGAGAAAAAUUAAAAAAAAAAAAUCUUCAAAAAAAAAAAAAAAAAGGAAAAAAAUCAGAGAAAUCAAGGCAAGAGAAAAGGUAUAACAGAGCCCUAGAAAAUCGGGGAUGGCGUCGUCCAACGUGGUGAUAGCGUCCGCUUCGCCGACGACCAAUUCGGAACUGCCUCGCCAGUCCUCUAUAUGUUCUCUCUCCACCUUCAUCGCCGAUCUCCAUCACAACCAGACUCACGACGACGACGACGAAGAAGAAGAAGCUUCCAGAAACCUCGCCUCCGUCGCCGCCAUGGACGACAUCCUCAAGAGCAUUUACUCCGAAUCUCCGCAACCGCAGCAGUUGCAGGAUCAUCCGUCGGAGUCUCCGUUCCCGGCCGACGGCGUCGACGAGGUCUGGAAGAGGAUCGUCGCUGGCGGGACCGAUCGGAGGGCGGAAGUCGUUGGCGGCGGCGGCGACGGCGGCGCGAUGACGCUGGAGGAUUUCUUGUCGAAGAAUGGCGCCGUGAGGGAAGAGGACGUUAUGGUUGCGGUGGGAGGGUACGGCCAGUUCCAGGCUGCUCCCAUGGUCGUUUACGGCAAUGGAAGUGGAGCGGCGACGCCGGCGGCGAGAGUGAGGAGGAGAGUUGUCGAGGAGCCGCUCGAUAAGGCGACGCAGCAGAAACAGAGGAGAAUGAUUAAGAACAGAGAGUCUGCGGCCAGGUCCAGAGAGCGCAAGCAGGCUUACACAGUUGAGCUCGAGUCUCUAGUGACACAACUGGAAGAGGAGAAUACACGAUUAUUGAGAGAACAGGCUGAGUGGUACGAGGAGAGGCGUAAACAGCUCAUGGAAAACCUUGUUCCAUUUCUGGAAAAGAAGGAAAACAAGAAAAUCAAGGAAAAAGAAAUCGUGGAGAACUUUCAUCUACAAGUGGAAAAGAGAAGAACAUUCACACUAAUUCCAGUUGUGGAAAAGAAUGAAGAGAUGGAAAAAGAAAUCGCGGAAAAGCUUCUUCUACAAGUUGAAAAGACAAGAACAAGAACACCACCCCUUCGGAGAUGUUAUUCUGCAAAGUGGUAGAUAGUCCUUGUACCUGCUAAUCAGGAAGAAGAAAGGUUGUUAUAUUUUCUGUUUCAUGCAAUCAAAGAUGUAUAAAGAAAUUGGAUGGGGAAAGACGACUAUUUAGGUGGUGGUCAAGUGAAAAAGAGUAAUAAAGGGCGGCGAACCGCGAUAGAUGAUUCGAUGAUUGGUUAACCUUUGUCAGUUUAUCUGUAAAUAAAAAUGGGCUGCAGCGAAUGACUGGAAAAACUUUGGGGAAACUUGAUGAUUAAGAUUGCAAAUUUCCAGCUUAUGCACUCUAGGCAUGAUGGUGUAUUUGGUUAGCUUAGGUGCUUGUGUUAUAUCCUUGUUUAUUUAUAGGACGGAUGGAGCAUUGCUGACUUUAGGGUAAAGUGAUGGGAGUUUGGCUGAUUUACAUUUUACAUUAACAUUUAAUUACCUA